Messenger RNA from Nematolebias whitei (Rio pearlfish), 1737 nucleotides. RefSeq names its product fibrinogen-like 2a (gene fgl2a). Bases 220 to 1737 code for a protein of 505 amino acids. The record is from RefSeq and is a predicted model, not a curated record. NCBI's taxonomy places the organism in Eukaryota, Metazoa, Chordata, Actinopteri, Cyprinodontiformes, Rivulidae. The transcript has 5 exons.
UCCUCUGCGCUCUCCUUCUCCUGCACAUACUGCACUCAUACACACACACGGACACACACUCACAAACAGAGGAGCACGCUGACACCAAAACAUAUUGGACACACUUAGGCACACACAAACACACCCACAUAACUCAACUUAUUCCCACAACAAGUUCACAUUCAAGGCACUCAGCCACAGACUCCACAGACUCAUCUCUUUUUUACAAAUCUCAAAAACAUGAGGACAAUUCUGCUUUGCGUUUGUGCCGGUCUCCUGCUCACAGCCACCUUAGUGCCGCAAACCACCUUUGCAGUGGACUUCUCUGGCAACUCCUACCAGCGAUGGGAUGCUCGCGGACCCUACAAUCUGGGAUAUGAAUCUGGUAACCCCACUUCUUGCCCCGUGAAACUUAGACCCUUGGGCCACUGUGGGAGCUCCGGGACAGGAACAGAGGAGGGGGAGGACUGUCCCUACCAGCUCACCCUGCCUCCCCUCACCAUUCAGCUGCCUAAACAGUUCAGACUGCUGGAGAAGACAAUUAAGGAGCUGCAGAGUCUUAAGGAGGUGGUGAACAAGCUGAAAAGUGGGUGCCAGGAGUGCUGUGGGGCUCAAGGCAACGGAGCACUUGGAUAUGAGCGAGGGGACAGGGGACAGACACAAGUCUCUAUUCAAAGGGAUGCUGAAGAAGAAGUCAGACAAGACCUGACAACACAAGGUGGAUCUAGCCAAGAAGAGAGGGGAGAUGGGACGUUUCCUGGAGCUACUGUGGAUAGUACUGGACUGGGGCAAGGUUCUAUUUAUAGAAAAAUUCCAUCACAUCCAAGCACUGUGCAGGAGAUGCAGGUGAAGCUCAAUAGGAUGUCAGCCAGCCUGCGCAACGCCAGGAGCCAGAUCUCGUCUCUGCAGGGUCGUUUGGAGGAGCUCAACCUGCUCAACAUGGACAACGUGCAGGCUAUGGUGGACAGACGUGUGGAGAACAUCACCGGCAUGGUGAACAAGCUCAGCUCCACCUGCAACACCCAAUGUGCUGUACAGAACAGCCCUCAGUUUAUCUUAGCCCCCCGUGACUGCUCAGACUACAGUAUGCUGGAGGUGAGGAAGAAUGGCGUUUAUCGAGUGACCCCUGAUCCCCGGAAUGGGACAUUUGAGGUUUUCUGUGAGAUGGAGUCUUUUGGAGGAGGCUGGACUGUGAUUCAGCAACGUCUCGACGGGUCUAUCAGCUUUAACCGCACCUGGGCCGAAUAUAAGAAGGGUUUUGGAAACCUCAGAGGUGAGUUCUGGCUGGGCAAUGACUAUGUUCACUUGCUGACGAAAGCCAAAGACAUGACUGUGCGAGUGGAGCUGGAGGAUUUUGAAGGUGUUCGGGAAUAUGCAAAGUACGACCAAUUCUAUGUGGCUAAUGAGUACCUGCGUUACCGGCUUUCCAUCAGUGGAUACAGCGGAACAGCUGGCAAUGCCAUGAGUUUCAACAAGCACUUCAACCACGACCAGAAGUUCUUCUCCACGCCUGACCGCGACAACGACAUGUACCCCUCUGGAAACUGCGGCGCCUACUACAGCUCCGGCUGGUGGUUCGACGCUUGCAUGUCCGCCAACCUCAAUGGGAAGUACUACCACAAGAGGUAUAAGGGCGUCAGGAAUGGGAUCUUCUGGGGAACGUGGCACAACAUGUCAACAGAGUACUACCCAACCAACUACAGGCAGGCCUUUAAAACGGUCAAGAUGAUGAUAAGACCUAAAAACUAUGCUCCGUAA